AUGCCGCGAGUCUCGGACGUCAUCCGCCUGUUGGCAGCUGCAGUCCUUCCGCUGCACAGCUAUGCGGCUUCCAAUAUGACAGGCUACGAUCCCUGCGACGCUCUCAUCCAGGCGGGCUUAGGCAACCGUGUGCUCUUCGCCACGGACCCAGAGUACGAGCCGCGCAUCGAAACCUACUGGGCUCUGAACACGCGCCUGCACCCCUGGUGUCUCGUCCAGCCGGAGAACACAGCCGAGGUGUCCACGGCCGUGACCGCGUUGCUGGGCGCAGGCGAUGGUGCCGGAGACUGGCACAUUGCCGUGCGCUCUGGCGGCCACCACCUCGCAUACACGAACAACAUCGACCAUGGAGUCACCAUCGAUCUGGGCAAAAUGGACCAAGCCGUCUACGACAACGAGACCAACAUCGCCAACAUCGGUCCCGGUGGCAGGUGGAAGAACGUCUAUGCCGAACUGCACAAGCAGGGCGUGUUGGUGACCGGUGGCCGCGACGGCGAUGUUGGAGUGGGCGGGUUUCUGCUGGGCGGUGGUUUGACGUAUUUCAUGGGCCGUCAGGGUUUCGGUGUCGAUUCCGUCAAGAACUUCGAGGUUGUUCUCGCCAAUGGCACCGUCGUCAACGCGAAUAGCGAGGAGAACUCGGAUCUCUGGAAGGCUCUGAAGGGUGGUGGCAACAACUUUGGUAUCGUCACCAGAUUCGACAUGGAAGCCCUCCCAGACAAGGAACUUGCGUACGGCAUCCGCAUCAUGGCGGCAAACUACUCUUCCGAGCUGGUCGAUGCUCUUUCUCACUUCACCGAUCACUUUCAAGAAUUUGACGAUGAUGCGCUGGUGGGGCUUUUGCAGCACAACUCGUCAACUGACUUGGAUGUCAUGAUGGCCGCGAUACACGUCAACACUCAGGGCAUCCACAACAGCUCCGGUUUCGAGAAACUGAACCAGAUCCCACCUCUCGUACCUGAUGAGACUCAGUCUAUGAGCCUCGCUGCCGCUGCCGAAGACUCUCAGCUCCCUGGCAACAAAUGGAGCGCCGGCGCCACCCUCUCAUUCAAAAACGACAAGCGCAUCCUCAACCGCGCCGUCGAGCUGCACAACAAAUUCGUCCAAGACCUGAUCGCCGCGCUAGGCCCCAAGACCUUCGACACCAUCGUCUUCCUGCAGCCGCUGUGCAAAUUCUUCGGCGACCUCAGCAACAAAAGGGGCGGCAACAUGCUCGGCAUCGACGCGCAGCCGCACAACGCCAUCGUCUGGACCGGCGCCGUCAUGGUCAAAUCCGACCAGAAGGCCCUGGCCCUCGCGCAGACCCGGAUGAUGGCCAUGCUCGCGGAGCUCCGGAGCUACGCGGCUUCGCUGUCUGGCGGCAACAAGUUGCUCUUCAUGAAUUAUGCCGACGCGUCUCAGGAUGCGCUGGGGAGCUAUGGCAAGGCGAAUGUUGAGCAUAUCAGGAGCGUGGCUGCGAAGUAUGAUCCCACGGGUGCGUUCCAGACGCGCAUCCCGGGCGGCUUCAAGAUCUCGCGCGUGGAUGUCUAG
Molecule: messenger RNA, 1527 nt
Organism: Lasiodiplodia theobromae
Lineage: Eukaryota; Fungi; Ascomycota; Dothideomycetes; Botryosphaeriales; Botryosphaeriaceae
Exons: 3
Coding region: 1-1527 (508 amino acids)
Molecular function (GO): FAD binding
Source: RefSeq, a predicted model, not a curated record